ACCAAAAACCAUGGAGAAAGAUUCGGAGAAGACUUCCCUCUAUUCGAGCAGUGAACAUGUUGCUGGCGACAGACUGCUCACCUUUGACGAGAUUCGUACGUCACUGAUGGUCAUUGCUGAAAGCAGCAUGUUUCGUUGGCACAAUGAGACGAGUAUGUCCCUUUCUUACCGUAUACGUACCUCGAGUAUGCUGCUGAUGUUAAGUCUAGUCAACAUACACUCACAUUCGAUUGGAGCUAUCAUCUUUUCCUUCUUCCUGCCACUCCACUUCUACUUCGCACUCUACCGAAAUGUACCAGCAGCGCAACCAAUUGAUGCAGCAGUGUUCUUGAUAUACUUUGUUGGUGUCGCGUCAUGUUUUGCUGUUUCUGCAGCAUUUCAUACCUCUGGCAGUCACAGUCAGGCUGUGCACAGAAAGUACAACAGAGCCGACUGCUGCGGAAUUGUACUGCUCAUGUGGGGAGCAAGUCUCGCCUCGAUCCACUUUGCAUUCAAUUGUGAUGCUCGAAUGAGAAGCCUACACUGCGCUACCGGCUGCAUCACAUUCAUCCUGGGACCCAUGUUUAUCCGGCCGGAGUACAGAACCCUUCGCGCACUCACCUAUCUCAGUCUGGGUCUCUUCGCCAUCGUCUUUAUCGUACACGGCAUGUAUCUCCAUGGGUUCACACUGCAACGGCGACGACUGUCCCUAGAAUGGAUGGGCUUGAUGGCUCUUCUCAACAUCCUUGGCUGCUCAGCAUAUGCUUUCCGCUCGAAAUUCCCUGGCAAAUUUGACUUUGUGGGUGCGUCGCAUCAGAUUAUGCAUGUUGCGGUGUUGGCCGCCGGGCUGGUGCAUUAUCAUGGUCUCUCGAAAGCGUUACUGGAGACUAGAGGAGAGUUGCGACCGGCUUGCCAGAGC
Molecule: messenger RNA, 898 nt
Organism: Aureobasidium uvarum
Lineage: Eukaryota; Fungi; Ascomycota; Dothideomycetes; Dothideales; Saccotheciaceae
Source: the annotation of a GenBank genome assembly